UACACUCACAGCUCACAAGAGUCAAUUUCCCGGGAAAAUCUCUCACAAAGGAAAUGCCGGCGAUGUCAGUGACCGACUCACUUCUUCAUCCUGCCAGUUUUGUGGACCGAUUAAAAACUCAGCUUUUCAGAAAGAGUUUUCUACAUUUUAAGUACAAUCUAGAUUUGCCACCAGUCUUAUUAUUUGAAGAGAAGAAGAGGCACAUUUAAGGAAAAUCAAGAAUGUAUGGUCGAUUUUAAGAACCGAAAUGGUUGGAUUCAUUUUGCAGGUAUUGGUGGUUGUGGAUUGUCUGCUCUCGCCAUGCUUGCUCUCGAACAAGGAAAAGCAAAACAACUAGUAUGCUUGCUUAUGUUUUGAAGGCAAUGGGAGAUGAUCUCACAGCUGUAGUUGGAGCACAUGUGCCAAAGUUUCCAGACGGAAAUAUAAUUCAGGUGGUGGCCAUAAUUUUGUACUGGAGAUCUGAUUCCAUUUCUUUCCAACUUUCCUAAUGGAAUAAACUUUAUAUGAACAGGUAGGCCAAUGAAUAUGAUGGCUGUUUCCUGGGCUUGUCACCACAUGUAGCUAUUGUAACAAAUCUGGACUGGGAGCAUGUUGAUUCUUUCAAGUUGAGGUUUGGUAAUUGAUUUGUUCUUUUUGCAUGGCAAACUAGGAAUUAGAACUUGUAUAUAAAUUUAUUUCAACAUAAAUAUUUGUUGGUUUAUUAAACCUUUUUCCUUAUAAAUUUGGAGGUUGUCAAAAGUAUUUUCAAACAGUUCCUGAAGCAAAUCGAGAAGGGUGGAUAUCUCAUUAUUUGUGGGGAUAGGUGUUUUUUUUCUCUCCUAAUAUACCAUAAGAUGAGUUGGAGUAGAAUGUUCUUGCUGGAAUAUGUUGUAUGCUAUUCAUAUGUAAAGAAAAGUUUGUUUCUUUUUUCAAACACAUGGUCUCACAAUGGAAAAUAGCAUAGUCAGAGAGUAAAAUGUUCUUGUUGGAGUAUGUUAUUUAUAUGUAAAGAAAAGACUGUGUUUUUUAUUACAUACCCACACAUUAGAAAAGAAUCGAGUUGGAGACUGGUGUAUAAGCAAAAACUCCUCCAAAAAUGUGGUAACAAGGAAGCUAAAUACAUGAGACCAAAUUGUUGUCUAGUUUCAGAAAUUGAUUAAAAAACCUAGUAACCAAUUAUACCACAUGCAUAAAUUUGAUUUCCUCUGUUUGAUCUCAAAAUUUGCAAUUGGUCCUGAUGUUAUAGCUCUUGGAUGUUUACUGAUACUGCUUUAUUUCUUCAGAUCCUGCAUUUUAUACUUGACAAGGCCUUUUUUCAGCUGUAUGAUGCCUAUAGAUUAUGAUUAUUGAAUUCUUUUGGGAAGGAAAGUGCAGUGUAGGUGCACAUUCCUUGCUGAAUGGAAUGAAACAGGUUUCUGGAUCAGAGUGUUCUUGUGGUCGGCCAUCAGAUCCUAGUUCCGAUCUUUGUGGUAAUAACGGCAGAAUUAUUACUUAUGGAAUUUCAAGUAGUAAUGAAUGGCAUGCAGAAUCAGUUCGUCCAAACUUACAGGGUGGUAGUGACUAUAUUCUGGUUAUUGUCACAGUGCUAAUGUUAAUGGGUGACCAAGGGAAAUUAAAGGAAUCAAUUGAUUGUUUCAAGUUGCACUUGAGCAAAUUUAGAGGAAUAUCUAGAUGUUUUGAAAUGUUUGGAACAAUAUACGGAUGCCACAUAUAUGAUCAUUAUGCCCACCAUCCGACAGAAGUGCGUGCAGUUCUUCAAGCAGCACGACAAAGGUUUCCAGAAAAGACUCUUCUUGUGGUAUUCCAGCCUCAUACUUGCAGUGGCUUGGUAGCUUUGAAGGAUGACUUUGCCACUGCAUUUAGUGACGCAGAUAAAGUUGUGAUUACAGAGGUCGAUGCUGCCAGAGAAAGAAACAGUUGGAAUAUUACUGGAAGGGAUUUAGCUGCUUCAAUAGUUAGCCCAUCAACCGAGUAUAUCUCCUCUUUGGGGGAUGUGGUUGAUAAGCUAACGGUUGUGAUAUCAAGAGACCCUCUUCAUGAAACUGUCAUUUUAACACUUGGAGCAGGCGAUGUUACCACUGUAGGUCCUAAAUUGCUUCAACAAUUGCAGAAUAUGUUACGAAACUAAAACUCCUCACUUGGUCCAUGCUACUGCUGCAUCGGCAUUACACAACACAAUUGGGAUUUACUGCCCAAAUAGCAGAACUUCCGGCAAUGUAAAUGAUCUGAAUAUAAGCAAACAUCAAAAGAUGAUGUAGCUUUUUAAGACCGGAAGACAUUCCUAUAAGACUAUCCUAGAAGAAAAGAGUCCAUAGCAUUCUGUGUGGCAUAAGGGCUUAAAAAUUGCAGGGUCCUUUACUGGAAUGACAACGCAGCAGCCUCGAGGAUACGGCAUUCCAUGAAAAUAUCACCGCAGGAUAUUUGCAGGCAUAACAGCAAGCUAGCAUUUUGAAGUCAGCAAAUUAGCAGGAAAUCUCCUAAAGCCUGGUAAGUGAAAACUUUAGAUCCCUCCGUUGCCUGAAAUCAAUUGGAGUAGAGUGCAAUUAUACCAAGAUGGUUCACAUAUGAGCAUCUUUAGAACAGAUUGGCCAGGAGAUACAAAAGUGGCUCAGCAAAUGAAAGGUAUGAAGCACUAAUCUAACAGUAGAUCUCUGUCAAUUCAGAUCAUAUAUAUGAAAAGAUCAACUGAUUAGAAUAUUCACCAAUCAACAUGUCAAUCAACCACAAAACAAGCUGGAAACCGAGAAUGAAUGUAAGCUCCAAUAUCAAAAUAAAAAACCUGAAAGAAUACAGGUUCCUAUGGCCAUAUAGAAAAAGAAUGGCAUUGAUAAUCUAGCAUAGCUCAUGAAUAGGGUUGGAUUCAAAUCAAACCGGUUUGAUUUCGGAAGUUAGUUCAAUUUGGCUCAAAUUCAUUUUAUUUGAAUUUGAGGUGAAUCCGAAUUACUAGAUUUGGUUCGUUUUUUAAA
Messenger RNA from Mangifera indica (mango), 2945 nucleotides. RefSeq names its product UDP-N-acetylmuramate--L-alanine ligase-like. The transcript is spliced from 9 exons. NCBI's taxonomy places the organism in Eukaryota, Viridiplantae, Streptophyta, Magnoliopsida, Sapindales, Anacardiaceae. Gene Ontology annotation, biological process: biosynthetic process. The record is from RefSeq and is a predicted model, not a curated record. The coding region runs from base 1319 to 2107 and encodes 262 amino acids. Gene Ontology annotation, molecular function: acid-amino acid ligase activity.